Molecule: messenger RNA, 2696 nt
Organism: Lasiosphaeria miniovina
Lineage: Eukaryota; Fungi; Ascomycota; Sordariomycetes; Sordariales; Lasiosphaeriaceae
Exons: 4
Coding region: 439-2448 (669 amino acids)
Molecular function (GO): GTP binding
Source: RefSeq, a predicted model, not a curated record
CCUAGCACCUGACUCAUUCUGGAUAUGGUGUGUAGGUGUGUGUGUGUGUGUGUGUGUGUGUGUCGACUUUUGGCGUUUGCGAGCGAGAGCUGGCGGCCCUCGCUCCUCCGCGUCAGCUGCGCUGCAUGGUGGCGUUUUCAGCACCGAGAAUUACAGCCAGUGCCACCGGCUUGGUGGUGGCUCCGCAGAAAUAGUCUUGGCGCCCGCAUGAGACCACACUGCCCGCAUGAGACCACACUGCCUAUUCUAGCGUCGCCGCAUUUCGCGCUGGAGCCCGAUCACCCCAACGCUGGAAAGAAAAGGGGAAUAGAUGCCACCCCGAGUACCUAGUCCGUAACCUAAUACUGGAACGCUUCUGUGUUUGCUGACAUCAACCAAUUCUUGUCAUCUCUUAUCCAAUUAAUUAAUUAGCCGACAACGAGCUCUGUGUGUAAAGCCAUGGAUCAAAACGGUGCUGUGGUGAUGGGCAUGCCCAGCACGUGGAACGACGAGGCCGGCGCUCCGCUCGACCAGACAGUGUUCCGCAGUGGCUUUGAGGCCCGCAAGAGCGACAUCUUCAUUGCCGUCAUGGGCGUGACGGGUUCAGGAAAGAGCACCUUCAUCUCCAUGCUUGCCAACGCAGGCGCUCCGGUCAAGAUUGGACACGGCCUCCAAGGGUGCACGCAGCUGGUGACGCCCCACAUAUACAAGUACAGCAAGGACGUCAAUGUCUACCUGAUCGACACGCCCGGCUUCGACGACACCAACCGGGACGAUGCCAACGUGCUCAAGCAGAUUGCCGUCUGGCUGUCCGACUCGCUCAAGAACGACGUCAAGCUGAGCGGCAUCCUGUACAUGCAUCGCAUCACCGACACGCGCAUGGCCGGGUCGGCCAAGCGGAACCUCUUGAUGUUUAAGAAGCUCUGCGGCAAUGAGGCUCUCAAGAACGUCAUCCUAGUCACCACCAUGUGGGAGAGGGUCACGGCUGCCGAGGGCGCCGCGCGCGAGAAGGAGCUGAUCGACACGGACGACUUCUGGGGCUUCAUGGUCAAGAACAAGUCGCGCGUCGAGCGGCACUACAACAACCGCCACUCGGCCCGGGCGCUCGUGACCAAGUUCCUCAACGAGAAGAAGGUCGAGCUAACGAUCCAGGACGAGAUGGUGCGCAAGGACCGCCACCUGGACCAGACGGACGCCGGCAGGACGCUCGACAGCGAGCUCGCCAAGGAGAGAGACAAGUGGAAGGAAGAGGCGGCCCGGCAAAAGGCCGACAGGGAGGAGGCGCUCCGACAGCGCGACGAGCAUCUCGCCCAGGUGCUGGAGGAGGAGCGCAAAAAGUCCGAGGCCAAGGCCAAGGACCUCCAGAAGCAGCGCGAGAUGCUCCAGUUCAGCCUGGAGGAGCUCCGCAGGCAGGCCGACGAGAAGAGGCAGGAGAUGCUGCUGGAGCAACAGCAGCGUCUCAAGGACCUCAAGGACGAGAACGACAAGAUGCUGCUGGAGCAGCAGCAAAAGCUCAAGAACGAAAACGAGAAGCAGAUGCUGAAGCUCUACGAGGAUCAAAAAGUGCAACUCCGAGAGCUGCAGGCCAUCCGCGACGGCGACCAGUCGGCCAGGCCGCUGGUCCGCUCGCACCCCGGAAAGAACCUCAUCCACGAGUGCCGGUCCAUCACCCUGGUCGACGACUCGUACUUUUUCUGCGGCCCGACGGUGAAUAAAAGCAACCUGCCUCCCAAGGUGAAGCUCCGGCUGGGCAACCGAGACUUUGACGACACGGCCGAGCACGACAGCCGGGAGCUGAACGGCAAGCUGGAGACACUGCGCGUCAAGGCAGACGCGCUGCGCCUCAAGGCCCUGUCGCUCAUGGGGUACAGCGGGGGCAUCCGGGCGUUUGCGCUCGGGACGUCGGACUCGUACUACUGCCACUACCACCAGGACGGCCACUGCAAGGACGUGUCGUUCCUACCCGACUACCCGGAGCUCGCGCGGUGGCUGGCCAACCACCGGCAGGGAGCCAGCGGCAAGGACCAGACCGAGUCGGGGUGCCCACGGUACGUGUCGCUGGGGGCCAACGGGCACUUCUUCCUGGCCACCAACGCCAACAACUACGUGCGCAGCGUGGCGGCGGACCUAAACGAGCGGUGGUGGUGGCAGUACCUCUCGGACAUCAAGGCCGUGUGGCUGGGCAUGGACGACGCCUGGGUCGUGCAGCUCAAGAACGGCGAGAAGUACUUUGACCUCAAGGGCCACUACGGCGGCAACGACGGCGAGCUUGCCAAUAAGAUCAACUCGGGCUUCGGCAAGAAGCGCCCCGGCCAGCGCAUCAAGGCCAUGGCCCUCAACCUCGCGAACCCAAAAUCCUUUGCCGCCGUCUGGGGCGACGGCGGCAUCUUGUACGGCACCGGCGGCAAGUUUGAUGCCUUCACGUUUGAGGAGUACGCCACCAAGAACUUUGGCACCAAGUUUCUGUGACUGGCGGCGCCCUGUCCAGCAAUUAAUUAUUUGGGUAUUGUUGCCCACCUUCGCAGUGUUUGUCAGAGCGGCGGCGAGAUUCAACGGUUUGGAUUUUUAACUCUCCCUCUUAAAGUUUAUAACAUGAUUAUUUUCCGUUUGCGCUCUCUGUGUCUUUGUAUUCAAGUAACUCUGCCUGCAUUUGUACGUACGAUACCCUCAAAAAUCAGAGAAAAGAACACCCCUGUGCUUUUGAUCCCCCCCCCCAA